CAUAAAAUUAUAAUGAACAACUUUGAGUUAUGAUCUAAAUGCUGAGUCUGACAGUUUCAUUUAUAUUUGAUGAUGAUCAAUGAUCGAGUCAUCCUACAGAAACGCUGGUCAACUCUUACAAUGUUCACCAUCUAGGCCCGCUCUACAAAUGGAUAUCCAGGUAUUGUAAAUUUUUCUGUUCUAUGUUCUAUUUGAUAUCAUUGUUUAUCACUUUUCACACAUGUACACAUACGAUUUGUUUAAUUUUUUUUGGUGUGAAGAUUUUAAGUCAGUCACUUGAAAAAUAUUUGAAAGUAAGUAAAGCAUUACUUUAAAUAUAAAAUAACAUAAAAAUUGUACAUAUUUAAAGUAACAUUUUAGUUGUACAUAGUUGAAGUUACAUUUUAGUUGUACAUAGUUGAAGUUACAUUUUAGUUGUACAUAGUUUAAGUUACAUUUGAGUUGUACAUAUUUGAAGUUACAUUUUAGUUGUAUAUAGUUGAAGUUACAUUUUAGUUGUGUACAGUUGAAGUUAAAUUUUAGUUGUACAUAGUUUAAGUUUCAUUUUAGUUGUAUAUAGAUGAAGUUAUAUUUUAGUUGUACAGAAUUGAAGUUAAAAACUGAUAGUUUAACUGUGCGGUUAAAAUUUUUAUGCCAGAUUUAUGCCAUAUGGAGGGUGGUGAAUUCGUAAAGCACAAACCGAAUCAGGUUUCUAAUCUAGAAGUAACUCAAUUCAAACAAAACCAUUUACUCACCUAGCAUAUAACAAUAUGUAACAGAAAAGUCAAAUGCUACGUUAGGACGAAUAUCUGCUUAUUAAUUAUUAAAAGUACAAACAUUUUAUCACUUUGUAAAACUUGCGAAGAAUUCAACCUACGACAUUCAUUUCUGCCUAUAUUAAACAUCAGUUUGAUCAGGUGCACGAUAAUAAUCUCUAUCUAUACAUUGGAAGUGAAGUCGCAACUAAAUUGGUUGGGAUGUCGUGUGAUUGAGUGUUUUUUCCUUUAAUUUUUCCCUUUUAAUCCCACAAUUUGUCUCAGCCACACAAGACCGUGGCCUUGUCUCAGCCACACAAGACCGCGACCUUGUCUCAGCCACACAUUACCGUGACCCUGUCUCAGCCACACGUGACAGUAAACGUGCCUCAGCCACACAUGACCAUGACCUUGUCUCAGCCACACAGGCACGUGGCUUUGUCUCAGCCACACAAGACUGUGAUCUUUUCUCAGCCACACAAGACCAUGACCUUGUCACAUCCACACAUGACCGUGACCUUGUCUCAGGCACACAAGGCUCAGCAACACAUGAGAGUAGCCUUGUCUCAGCCACACAAGAUAGUGGCCUUGUCUCAGCAACACAAGGCUUUGCCUUGUCUAAGCCACACAAGGCUUUGCCUUGUCUAAGCCACACAAGGCUUUGCCUUGUCUAAGCCACACAUGACCGUGGCCUUGUCUCAGCAACACAUGACCGUGGCCUUGUCUCAGCCACACAUGACCAUGGCCUUGUCUUAGCCACACAAGACCGUGGCCUUGUCUCAGCCACACAUGACCGUCUCCUUGUCUCAGCCACACAUGUCCGUGGCCUUGUCUCAGCCCCACAAGACCGUGGCCUUGUCUUAGAAAAAAACAUGACGGUGGCUUUUUGUCAGCCACACAUGACCACGGUCUUGUCUCAGCCACACAUGACUAUUGCCUUGUCUCAGCCAAAAAUGACCGUGGCCUGGUCUCAGCCACACAAGACCGUGUCCUUGUCUCAGCCACACAAGACCGUAGCCUUUCUCAGCCACACUUGACCGUGGUCUUGUCUCAGCCACACAUGACAGUGGGCUUGUCUCAGCCACACAAGACCAUAAUCUUGUCUCAGCCACACAAGACCAUGACCUUGUCUCAGCCACACAUGAACGUGACCUUGUCUCAUCCACAGAAGGCCUUUGCCUUGUCUCAGCCACACAAGAUCGUGGCCUUGUCUUAGCCACACAAGAUCGUUGCCUUGUCUCAGCCACACAAGAUCGUGACCUUAUCUCAGCCACACAUGACCGUGGCCUUGUCUCAGGCACACAAAACCGUGGCUGCGUCUCAGCCACAUAAGACUGAUCUUGUCUCAGCCACACAAGACCGUGACCUUGUCUCAGCCACACAAGAUCUUUGCCUUGUCUCAGCCACACAUGGCCGUGGCGGUGUUUUAAGUACAAAACAGGUUAGUAAAAAUAGUGUAUGUUGUUAUUGAUGUGGGCAACUAGUGUUGUGUGAGACAGUGACCCUAGCAGUGGAUUUAAGAGGGAAUGAGUACAUUUUCGCUAGGAUUUGUGUAGCUAUUUUUAUUGUUUUAUUAACCUUUUCUUGUAAUUAACCAUCCAUUAUUUGUGAAGUAUCCUUAAAUUAGAAAUAUACAUUACCCACUGAAUACCCAUUUGUAUUUCAGCUGUCUUCCAUUUUUUAUGUGUAAUUUAAAAACAAACAAACAUAUUAAUUGACGUAAUACUUACAAACGAAAUGUAUUUUCCAAUUAUUGCCCACAUUAAACAAAUGGCGAUAGAUUAUGGAUUGGAAGGGGGAAGCAAAAACAUUGAUAAUAAAUAGGUAAAAGUCCAUGGAGUGGAGGUCAUUCUAAAAAAAUACCAAUGUUCGACGGGUGGGCUGACCUUGUGGACUUCUUCCUCAUACGGCUCAAGGAUGAAGCGAAACUGAACAAAUGGCCAAUCGCAAGUUGGAAUAAUGAAUUGGGAAAAUGAAUGCCACCCGAACUACUCCCAGCCUGUUUCGCAGGGCGCGUGACAGGAGUGGAGGCCACGUAUGAUGAGGUAAAAAUUGCACUGUCUAAACAGCUCAGGCUUACAGCUCAGGGCUAUUAGAGAUAAACUGGCAAGGAUGACACCGGCAAAGACAAGGGCAUGAUGACAUAAUAUGUGAAUAAGAUCAGCCAUUACCUGGCCAGAUUGAUUUAGUUGUCAAAGUUGGAGAAGACUUAUGCAAAUUUGUUCUCACUAACGGUAUUGGGAUGAAUACUACAAAGAGUAAAUCAAGACAAUCAAAAAUAUAUGAGAAACAAACAACAUGACUAUUUAUGCAGUCAUUGCGACCGCGGAAAAAAAAAGGGGGGGGGGGCAAUUGCAUGGCAGCACAUUCAAUUAAAGUUCUGAAACGCACGGAACAACACGUGUCUGAAACGCACGGAACAACACGUGUCUGACACGCAUGGAACAACACGUGUCUGACACGCAUGGAACAACACGUGUCUGACACGCACGGAAAAACACGUGUCUGAAACGCACGGAACAACACGUGUCUGACACGCAUGGAACAACACGUGUCUGAAACGCAUGGACCAUCAGGUGUCAUGUUUAGCUCGCAACGCUGAAGAACAGACACAAAAUCUAAAUCAACAUGUUUACGUUAACAAUGAGUGGGAAAAACGUUACUGAUAUGUCUGCCACUUAGCGGGACACAACACCGAGGAUUGCUGGAGUUAACAGCAAUGCCAGCGGGACAUAAACUUUAGAGAAGGGCCCCACUUAUGCGAACACGGGGGAUAAAAGGUGACUAGGGAAUAGACGGAAUAGUAUGGGGAUAGGGUAGGAAAGGGAAGGCUACUUUUUGUUGUUUUCAGAGCAAGAAAUCAGGAGUAGUUAUUUCAUGGGAAUGACGUCAAUGGUAUAAAGAUAAACGCCAUACGCAACACAGAAUAUGAAAUUGUUCGAGUAUAGGAAUCGUAUCUAAGUGAAUGUAAGGGACGCAGACUUAACGAGACAGUGACGUGUAUUUUGUUUGAUGGGUAAAAAAUGGUUUACAGACGAGGAAACAUACAUGAAGUCACCAUACUUUACAGGAGGGACAAAGGCGGCCCAACUAAAGGACCCACCAGUUGAUUUAAUUAUCGGAAGAAUAAAAGGGGCGACCAUGGGAGGUGAUACCGUAGUAACAGCGACAAUCGUUACCAGGGCAAAGGGUAAAAGUUCAGAGAAGAUUGACCCGGUAAAACAAAACCUAACAGAACUAGAGGUAACUGAGGAUACGUUUAGAACACUCGAACUCAAAUUCAAAUCAUUUGGCGGCCGCAGGAGGUAGAGUCUUGUUGCGACCUGGCUGCAUCAAGUAUUUUUAUCACUUAAUUCCUCCUACUCUUUGCUGCAAGAGACCUGGCAGCGCUUCUUCUUACACAGCUAAGCAACAUUUGGCUUGAGUGAGGAGGAAACUGAGACCGUCAGUGUAAUUUGAAGAUGCUGAUCAGUAAAUUUGGCCGUGAAGUUUGACGCGUAAAAGUUCAUGUGACAGUAUGACUGACGAUUAUUAUUGUGAGUAGUAAGUGAAGUUGGUGACCUGAUUGGCCUGUGUUGUUGUUAUGUGGUAUGACUGGAAGUCCUGAGUUGUUUUUAUUCAUGAAUGUUUUAAACUUAAAUGCGUGGAAAAGUGGAAUGAGUGAUCAUGAAUGUAGAGGAAUUAAAAGGGUGUAGAAUGUAGAAUAAAGGUAGUUGUUACACCGAACACAAAAUAGUGUGCGUCGUUCAUUUCUAUUACAGUUCAUAGUGUUAGGUGUCUGGCCGCAGAAAAGAACUCCCAAAAUGGCACAUGAUCCGCUUGACAACCUGGAAAUCUCAGGGUAGUUGGAGGGCGAUUCUCUCAUAAAUCGUCAAAGCUUGUCUGUUUUUCCAUAUUUUUCCAGAAAUUAGCCUUGAGCUCAGAAUUGCUCUGAUGAUCAAUCCGCUCCAUUUGAAGCGCAAAAAAGAUGUUUGGUGGAGGGGCAUCUUCCACAUUGAAGGAGAAAGGGUGAGCGAAAAAUUGAAAAGUGGCUCUGUGCGUUCUGAAAUCUGCAAAAAUAUGAUCAAAUUCGUACUGUAGCUUUGCAAUGGUAUCAAUAUAUUGACUACUGAAUGGUGUGCCCGAGUUUAUAAGUACUUUGCAUGUAGAAAAAUGUCAGAGUGUCUCUGAGAAAGCUGGGCUUUCCAUAACACAGCUCUUGUGCAGAGUUCUCUGAAACUGUCAUAGGCAACAAUGACGAGCUGCCCCUGGUCUUGUAACUUCUUGUUGAAAACAUUCAGCACUUAUGUAAUGUCAACAACAAAAGCCAAGUCCAUGUGCCAUUUGGGAUCACUUAGUGCAGAAACAAACAACCCAUGCUUCUCCAUGAAGGCUUCGAUUUCUACUCUCAAAUAACAAAAAUAAAAUACAAUUCAAGACUUUUCCCCUACUAAGCCAACGUACCUCAUUGAAAUAGUUGCAUCCUCAUUUGAUUGAAAUAGUUACAUCCUCAUUUGAUGCUGGCUCUAUUUUUUUAUCAAAAGGCGUGGAACUGCCAGUGCCUCAAGCCCAUGGAGCCUGGGUCAGAUUGCUACGACAUAUCCAAUUGUGGUUGUGCAUAACCCACUGAAUUUUUAACUUUUGAUAUAUGUAUAUACAAUAUUCGAAGCAUGUUUUCUCAAAACAGCACUUUGGCCGCCAUGUUUUUCUAAAAAAAUGCUUUAAAAUAAAAGUGUUAGUCCGAUUUUUAAAAAAAGGUUUUUUUUUCUAUUGUAAUCAAGUUCCAAACCUAUACGAAUUUAAUAAAAAUCAGAAUUAGACCAGUCGGCGAGAUUCAAUUGAAAUCGUCACGGAGAUUCUCUUUAUAGAUUUGAGAAUGGGGAAAACUUGCGGGCCGCACUAAUACUAAACUUGGCUGUCAGGUACCUGACCACAAAAUAUCCUCUUGUGAGCUUCCCAUGGCCUGCGGGCCGCGAGUUUAUGACCCCUUGUUUAGAACUUUACAGUAAAACGAUUUCACAGUGAGACGUAACUACGAGCACGUUAGAAGACAAAUUAGGGCAGGUAGACUAACACAAUUUAGGACUUUUUGUUGGAGUUUUGUGACAGUAGCAACGGACAGAACAAUGUUUGGGAACAAUUAGCUGUUUCCUAAUUUUUAAGAAAAAAUGGGGAUAGAAAAGGCCAAUUAUAAAAGCUUUUCAUCGCACAUGUGGAUAGUUCGUACAAAAGGAGGAGCUUUGGAAGAAUUCUGUUGGCCUGGCAUAGUGAAGGAUGUCAGAUAAUAUUGUAAGACCAGCGAUGUGUGUCAAAAUAUGAAAAACCUUCAAAGGCCAAGUGGAGUUAAUCAAAAAGCCAUGGGGGGGGGGGGGGGAAUAGCUAUUGACCUAGUUGGCACCAUAAUACCAAUAACCACAAGGGGAUACAGAUUUAUCCUUCUCUUGUGGACACCUCAGCUAGGUGGCCAGAGGCCACACCUCUUAAAACAAUAACUGCCGAAGACAUACAAGAGGCAAUAUUCAUAAUAUUUCGUGAUCCGAACGGACGCGAACGAUACCGCUCUAAGGGAUUGCUUUAUGCAGGUCUGCUUCACCCUAUACAGGAUGCGAGUAGAAAAAUGCUCUCUCACGAGACCCUCUAUUCAGAAAUCGAAAAGGAAUGUUUGCGUGUCGUCUGGAGAAUCAAAAAGUUUUCGAGAUACAUUUAUGGUUGUACUUUAAAAUCGAGACAUACCACAAACCUUUGGCAUUUCUAGAAGCAUCAAAGUCCACCAAUAGUCGUGAGGCGAGAUGGGCUUUAACGUCGAAGGAAUACAAUGUCACAACAACACCGAUCCCAGGUGCUCAAAACGUUUUGGCUCACUUUUGUGAGCCAAGCAGUUGAACCUUGCUGGCGUGUAUGGUGUACCGGGGACUUUUGAUAGCACUUCCUCAGAAGGUGGAUGUAUAAAUCAUUUUUCCGCGUCCACUCAAGCGAGGUGUCAUUAUUAAAACUGGGUUAAGCUUCGUUCACAGCGAAGUGGAGACCAAAACCUUGACCAAGGCAUGGACCACUAGAAGAUGUAAGGGGGAGACCGUAACCUUGACCAAGGCAUGGAACACUAGAAGAUGUAAGGGGGUGACCAUAUCCUUGACUAAGGCAUGGACCACUAGAAGAUGUAAGGGGGAGACCAUAACCUUGACUAAGGGAUGGACCACUAGAAGAUGUAAGGGGGAGACCGUAACCUUGACCAAGGCAUGGAACACUAGAAGAUGUAAGGGGGUGACCAUAUCCUUGACUAAGGCAUGGAACACUAGAAGAUGUAAGGGGGUGACGAUAUCCUUGACUAAGGCAUGGACCACUAGAAGAUGUAAGGGGGAGACCCUAACCUUGACUAAGGGAUGGACCACUAGAAGAUGUAAGGGGGAGACCGUAACCUUGACCAAGGCAUGUAAAACUAGAAGAUGUAAGGGGGAGACCGUAACCUUCACCAAGGGAUGGGCCACUAGAAGAUGUAAGGGGGAGACCGUAACCUUCACCAAGCGAUGUACCACUAGAAGAUGUAAGGGGGAGACCGUAACCUUCACCAAGGGAUGGGCCACUAGAAGAUGUAAGGGGGAGACCGUAACCUUCACCAAGGCAUGGACCACUAGAAGAUGUAAGGGGGAGACCGUAACCUUGACUAAGGCAUGUACCACUAGAAGAUGUAAGGGGGAGACCGUAACCUUCACCAAGCGAUGGACCACUAGAAGAUGUAAGGGGGAGACCGUAACCUUCACCAAGCGAUGGACCACUAGAAGAUGUAAGGUUAAAAACUUUCAGUUCACAAACACUUCUGCGUAAAGCUCAAGUAAGAUGUUAUGGUUCCAGGAGCAUGUGGUAUCGCAGUUUUCGGCUGCUCCCCAUUUCAACUCAGAUGUUUGUAAACAUUUUUACAGAAUAUAGUAGUGGCCGCCUUAAGGGCGAAGAUUGUGAAGUGUUUCCUACCAGAGACGAUAGAAAUAUAAAUGUCAAAAUGAUUGAUUGGUCUAAAAAUAACAUUUUUUAUAGUGUAUAAUGUGUUUUUCUUUGCAACAAUGGAAGCGGUGAUCAAGGUAACAAGGCAUCAGCAGCUCAACAUAACGCAAAACUGUCUUUAUGUAUAAAGGACUUGUUUGAUGACUACGUGAUUACUGGGCCGUGUAGGUCAGACAGGGGAAUAGAGAUAAGAGACUUAGGUGGAUCUAAUAACUUGACUACUUGGACGUGUAGGUCAGACAUGAGAAAAGAGAUAAGAGACUUAGGUGGAUCUAAUAACUUGACUACUUGGACAUGUAGGUCAGACAGGGGAAUAGAGAUAAGAGACUUAGGUGGAUCUAAUAACUGGACUACUGUUCAGAAAUUUGGCAAAUCAGUUCUGUAAAAAUUCAAAAUUCUAGAGACAAUGUAUUUACUUAAAUGCUCAAUUUGCUUUUAGCUAACAAUUGAGUAGAGACGGUAACUAAUGCACCUCUUAUAGUGUAUGUUUAACAAUAAAAUGUUAAUUAUUUGAAUGUCAGAUUACCAGAGCGUGCACACGAACUGUUUAUUUCUCAAACUUGCAACAAUGGAUUUCACCUAACGUCACUUUUUUUUUUGGGGGGGGGGGGGGGGGGUGCUGUCACGGUCCGAUCGCGUCAUGUUGUUGUGGGGCUGGUGUGGAGUCCUGUGAGUGAGCGAUGGUGUUUUUCCCCUUAAUUUUCCCCCUUCAUUCUUCCACUUUAUCCCACGACUUUUCUGACCCAUGCAUAACCGUGUGUUGUGUUGAAUGCAUAUUAAUGUGAGGAUAAACAAAUUGUUUUAUUUCAUUGGUGUGUGUAAUUAGUGAUGUCUGAGACAGUCACCAUUGCUGUUGAUGAAAGAAGGAUUCAGUACAUUUCGCUAGGAGUUGUGCAGCUAUAUUGUUUUGUUAUAGUAUGUCUAGGAUUUCUAGACACGUCUGUUUUAUUCUGAAAUCAAUGAUUAUUUUAUGGGUCUCUUCCACUGUCAUGCCAUAUGAAGCAAGUAAAUAUUAAGAACCUGAAUAUUUGACACAGCUUUUUCCCCCUUGAACAUACAACACAACAGCCCUGCACGGGGUUGGAGUAAAGGUGUUCACUACACAUGGUUGAACUUCCAUGUAAAUGUAUUUUCAAUUGUUGUUCCAUGCAUGCUGCAAAUGGAUGUCAACGCUUGCAUCAUCUGAAAGUCGAAAUUGACACCACACAUUAACGCAAGAAUUUGUGACGCACUCGAGAGAUCAGUAGACUAAUCCAGUGCCAGAGAAUACCCCAGCAAGUCCCUAACUGUCUCACGUAUCUGUAUUGCUAUGUUCUGUCCAAGUUCUUAUGUUCUCCUCAUAACUAAACUUGCCACAAGACGGAUAAUUCCAACCACGUCGAAUACGGCUUAAUUCUAAAACUCCACUCCCUUUCACCCCUUGACAGUUUUUGGUAGUUAUAAGGCUUUAAUAUAUUAGCAGGAAUAGGCUUUAGGCAUACUGUUUCUUAGUUGCUUUUUUUUUUUUUUAAAGCAAGGUUUUCAUAAUAACAAGAACCUCAAGUUCUUUGGUCGAUCUUUAAAUGAUGUCAUCAUUUGUUAAUUAAUUCUUUUUGAAAUAGAUUUCUUUUAAAUCAUAGAAUACGGAUCCGGCUCGGGGGCCACAGUUUGGGGACCCCUGGUGUAGAGUAUGGCGAUGUAAAGAAUCGGGGCACAUCAUUGAAAACGUAUGGUGGUCUUGUACAAUGGAUGAAUAUGUUUGUGUUGUGGGUCUGGUACAGUGAAUCGAUAUCUUUGUGUUGAAGGUCUGGUACAAUGGAUGGAUAUGUUUAUUUUGUGGGUCUGGUACACCAGAUGGGUAUGUUUGUGUUGUGAGUCUGUUACCAGAUGGGUAUGUUUGUGUUGUGGUCCUGGUACAGUUGAUGGAUAUGUCUCAGUUGAAUGAUAAUAACAUUGCUGUCUGUGGUUAAGGGUCUUGGUUAAUCAUUAUUUUUAAAUGUAUGUAUGCGUCCAUGCUCCAUUUAAUAAUUUAAAUAUUUUCUUAAAUUUGAUCUUAGAACCAUUUCAGUAUCGCUCUGUUGAUUGUACUCUUCACCUGUACGCCAGUCAAUGGCCAAGGUGAGUAGUCUGAAAUUGAAUGUAACUUUCUUAUUAAGCACAAGUAGCUUAAAACUUUUAUAUAUAAAAAAUACUCUUUAAAAUAAGUAAAUUUUUGAAUAAACUAAAUUCUUUAAUUAAUAAUACAACGUAAAAACUAAUUUGCGUGCCGAGCUAAAUGGCUCACUGGGAUAUAAUAAGCAGAGCUAUUAGCUCAUGAGGAUACGACAAACAGAGCUAAAUGGCUCAAUGGGAUAUUAUGUGCACAGCUAAAUUGUUCAUUAGUAUUUAAUGAGCAGAGCUGAAUGGCUCAUUAGGAUAUAAAGAGCAGAGCUAAAUGGCUCAUUAGGAAAUAAAGUGCAUAGAUAAAUGGCUCUUAAGGAUAUAAAGUUCAGAGAUAAAUGGCUCAUAAAAUGUAAAGAGCACAGCUAAAUGGCUCAUUAGGAUAUAAAGAGCAGAGCUAAAUGACUAAAGUUAAAUAUAAAUCAAAUGACAUUAGUCCUGUUUCAACCCUCAUAAAUAUCUAACCAGAAGUUAUAAAUUGAAUCCAUUAAAAUACGUCUCGCACUAUCUGGGGGGGGGGGACGACGAAAACUUGAUCCCACUAGUACCGUGAUCCCACUAUCCAAGUACUCACAGUAUUAUCGUGAUCCCAAUAUUGACUAAUCCCACUGUUUCCGUAGACGGGAUCCAUCUAUUACAAUGAUCCACCUUGAACGUGAUCCCACCUUGAACGUGAUCCCACUAACAGCAUGAUCCAACUAUUAACGUAAUAACACUAUUAACGUGAUCCAACUAUAAACGUUAACGCACAAUUAAAGUAAUACAACUAUUAACGUGAUCAGGCUAGUAAAGUGAUCCCACUAUUAACGUGCUCCAAAUAUUAACGUGAUCCACUAUUGACGUGAUCCCACUAUAAACGUGUUCCUACUAUUAACGUGAUCCCACCUUUAACGUCAUCCCACUAUAAACGUUAUCCCACUAUUCACGUGAUAACAGUAUAAACCUAAUACCAAUAUUAACGUAAUCCAUUAUUAAAGUGAUCCCUCUAUCAACGUGAUCCCAUUAUAAACGUAAUCCCCCCUUUUACGUGAUCCAGCAUUAACCGUAAUCCCACUAUUAACGUAGUCUCACUAGUAAAGUGAUCACACUAUAAACUCAAUACUACUAUUAACGUGAUCCCUCUAUAAACCCAAUUCAACUUUUGACGUGAUCCCACUGUUAAUGAGAUCUUACAAUUAACAUGAACCUUCUAUAAACGCAAUCUAAAUAUAAACAGGAUCCCAUUAUAAACGUAAUCCAAUAUAAAAGUGAUCCCACUAUAAACGUAAUCCCACUAUUAACGUGAUCCAAAUAACAUGAUCCCACUAUAAACUGAACCCCACUAUUAACGUAAUCCCACUCUAAACGUGAUCCAACUAUAAAAGUCAUCUCACUAUGAACGUGAUCCCAAAUUUAACGUAUCUCUACUUUAAACUUAAUCCAACUAAUAACAUGACCCCACUAAUAACAUGACCCCACUAUAAACUAUCCCAACUAUUACAAUGAUUCCACUAUUAACGUGAUCCCACUAUAAACCUAAUAACACUAUUAACGUAAUCCCCUAUUAACGUAAUACAAAUUUUAAGAUGGUCCCACUGUCAAAAUAAUCCCAUUAUAACCAAAAUCACCCUUUCACGUGAUCCGACUUUAACCAUAAUCCCACUAUUAACUUGAUCCCACUAUAGAAGUAAGCCCACUUUUAAUGUAGUCCCACUAUCAAAGUGAUCCCACUAUAAACGCAAUCCCACUAUUAACGUGAUCUCACUAUUAACAUGAUCCUUCUAUUAACGCAAUAUAAAUAUUAACGUGAUCCCAUUUUAAACGUGAUCCAAUAUUAACGUGAUCCCACUAUCAACGAGAUCCCACUAUAAACAUAAUCCCACUAUUAACGUAAUUCCACUUUAAACCUAAUCUCACUAAUAACGUGAUCCCACUACUAACGUGACUCCACGUUCAACGUAGUUCGACUUUAAACUUAAUCCCACUUAUAAUGUGAACCCACUAAAAACUAUCCCUUCUAUUAAAGGGAUUCCACUAUUAACGUGAUCCCCAUAUAAACGUAAUCCCACUAUUAAUUUCUUCUUCUUCUUCUUAUAUUUGAGGGGCCCACGAUCAAUUUGUUGAUCAUUCUGGCUCCUGGUUUUAAUUCAGAGUUUGCCUUCUCUUAGAUGGGUUGCCAUCCAAGGCUAGCGGGUCCCAUCCACCCGGGGUGCUUGGGAUGUUGGCUUUGAUUGGGAUUGAACUCCGGACCAACGGCUGUUUGGUUUGAGGCAGUUUAGACCACUCGGCUACCCACUAUAAACGCUAUCCUAUUCUUAACGUGUUCCCACUCUUAACAAACAGAAUAUAGGGACCGUUGUAGCAGGGUUCCACUACAGAUAUAAUUUUCUAAUCUUCAUACAUUAAACUCUGCUUUGGUAUUUUAUGUACUGGACAUAAGUUACUGUUGAAUGAAAACCAACAAUAUAAUGGCCCUACAUUAAUUUACUGAUGAAUUAACUCAAACCAAAUAAUUGCUUUACAUGAAUUUAACGCUAAAUUAAUUCAAACAAUAUAAUGGCUCCACAUGAAUUUACUGCUGAAUUAAAUCAAGCAAUAUAAAGGCUCUACAUUAAUUUAUUGCUUACUUAAAUCAAAUAAUUUAAUGGCUCUACAUAAGCCUUCUGCUAAUUUAAAUCAAACAAUAUAAUUUUAUGACAUGAAUUUACUGCUGAAUAGCAAUAAAAUGGCCACAUAACAGCUGCAGAGAUUAAGCUAUUUUUCUUAUGUGUCUACAAUAGAUUUGUUUCUAUAUAAAGAAUUUUUUUUUUAUUAAUCAAUCAUAUUAAUCAUAUGUUUUACAGAAGAUUCAAUGUGUCAAGGUGUUAGGAAUGGCAGAGUAGCGAUGCCAACAUCUUGUCACAAAUACUACCAGUGCAAAAACUUUAAGGGGACGGAAAUGCCCUGUCCUUCAGGUUUUCUUUUUGACCGAAUGGUAAAAAAUUAAGUAAAAGUUUCAACAUAUAUAAUAACACAUAUGCAUGGAUCUGACACAUUAAAAAAAAAAUCCAUGGGUCUUACACUUACAGCAGAUUAAGACAAAUUUUCCAAUCGAAAAUAUUUUUGUGUAAAUUUAUCAUGUACGUUGAAUUUUAAAUAAUAAUAAAAUAUUAACACUAUCCACAUAGACAAAAAUGGUGACUAGAGUUAUGGACCAUAGACAAACAUGUGACUAGAGUUAUGGACCAUAGACAAACAUGUGACUAGAGUUAUGCACCAUAGACAAACAUGUGACUAGAGUUAUGCACCAUAGACAAACAUGUGACUAGAGUUAUGCACCAUAGACAAACAUGUGACUAGAGUUAUGGACCAUAGACAAACAUGUGACUAGAGUUAUGGACCAUAGACAAACAUGUGACUAGAGUUAUGGACCAUAGACAAACAUGUGACUAGAGUUAUGGACCAUAGACAAACAUGUGACUAGAGUUAUGGACCAUAGACAAACAUGUGACUAGAGUUAUGGACCAUAGACAAACAUGUGACUAGAGUUAUGCACCAUAGACAAACAUGUGACUAGAGUUAUGCACCAUAGACAAACAUGUGACUAGAGUUAUGGACCAUAGACAAACAUGUGACUAGAGUUAUGGACCAUAGACAAACAUGUGACUAGAGUUAUGGACCAUAGACAAACAUGUGACUAGAGUUAUGCACCAUAGACAAACAUGUGACUAGAGUUAUGGACCAUAGACAAACAUGUGACUAGAGUUAUGCACCAUAGACAAACAUGUGACUAGAGUUAUGCACCAUAGACAAACAUGUGACUAGGGUUAUGCACCAUAGACAAACAUUAAGACUAGGGUUAUGCACCAUAGAAAAACAUGUGACUAGAGUUAUGCACCAUAGACAAACAUUAAGACUAGGUUUAUGCACCAUAGACAAACAUUAAGACUAGGGUUAUGCACCAUAGACAAACAUGUGACUAGAGUUAUGCACCAUAGACAAACAUUAAGACUAGGGUUAUGCACCAUAGACAAACAUUAAGACUAGGGUUAUGCACCAUAGACAAACAUGUGACUAGAGUUAUGCACCAUAGACAAACAUUAAGACUAGGGUUAUGCACCAUAGACAAACAUUAAGACUAGGGUUAUGCACCAUAGACAAACAUGUGACUAGAGUUAUGCACCAUAGACAAACAUUAAGACUAGGGUUAUGCACCAUAGACAAACAUGUGACUAGAGUUAUGCACCAUAGACAAACAUGUGACUAGGGUUAUGCACCAUAGACAAACAUUAAGACUAGGGUUAUGCACCAUAGACAAACAUGUGACUAGGGUUAUGCACCAUAGACAAACAUUAAGACUAGGGUUAUGCACCAUAGACAAACAUUAAGACUAGGGUUAUGCACCAUAGACAAACAUGUGACUAGGGUUAUGCACCAUAGACAAACAUUAAGACUAGGGUUAUGCACCAUAGACAAACAUGUGACUAGAGUUAUGCACCAUAGACAAACAUGUGACUAGGGUUAUGCACCAUAGACAAACAUGUGACUAGAGUUAUGCACCAUAGACAAACAUUAAGACUAGGGUUAUGCACCAUAGACAAACAUGGUGACUAGAGUUAUGCGCUAUUUAAAAAUGUACAUUAAACCAGUGGGUCUCAAACUCCAAUUAUCCGGGUACCGCAUAAGUUAGAGCCCGAGUGAGACUGGGCCGCAUCAAUUAUUCAACAAAUAAGCGAUGACAAAGUCAAUAAAGUACAACUGCUACAACCUGCGCAACCUUUAUUUAUAACAAAUAGAAACAUGAACUGUUCUCAAGAACGAGGCUUCACUUACUUCUACUCCUUGUUGCCAGAGACCUGUCAGCACUUUUUACACAGCUGAGUAACAUUUGGCUUGAGUGAGAAGCAACUGAGACCAUUAGAAUAGCUUUAAGUUGAUCAUCUGUAAGAUUAGCCCUAAACUUUGACUUGUAUAAGUUCAUAAUGGAAAAGGUUUCUUACACAAAUAGGUGCUACCAAAAAGGCACAUGAACCUGGAAAUCUCAGGAAAGGUUGAGUGCAAAGCUCUAAUACAAUGUUAUUGCUUGUCUGUUUUGUCAUUCACCUCCCUGAACUUGCACUGUAGUUCAUUCAACUGUAGUUGAAGUGCAAAAUGGUGGGGUGGGGGAGGGGGCAUCUUCCACAUUGAAGGAGAAAGGAUUAGCGAAAAUGUGAAAAGUGGCUCUGUGUUUUUAAGUGUGUUAAAAUGUUAUCGAAUUCUAUUUAUAGUUUUACAAUGGCGUCAAUGGACUUACUACAGAAUGGUUUGCCCGUGUCCACUAGUUUUUUGCAUAGUUGGCUAUGGUUCUCUGACAACAUUAGCACAAGUUUAUGCGCUGACAUGUUCACAGACAAUACUGACAAGCUACCACUGGUCUUGUAACUGCUUGUUGAGUACAUUCAGCUCCUGUAUAAUUUCAACAAGAAAAGACAAGUCCAUGAGCCAUUUGGGAUCACUUAUUAAAGGAACAACCACACCAUCCUUUGCCAUGAAGGCUCUUUAGGCUAAAACGUGUUCAAACAGAAGGCAGGUGCCGGGAAUAUUUAUGUAUGAUUGAUGCGAAGGAAGAUGCUAUUGUAAGGAUAAGAAAUUUUUGUCAUAUAAAAGGCCUUUUUGACUAUCCAUUUUUUGAAAGUGACCAAGCUGACAGGCUUGGAAUUUCCAUCACUAGUAAACAUUGGCGGACAUUAUGUGCAUUACCCACUGACAAUUUAAACGUUUCCCGAAACCGCAAUGUGGCUAUGUGUGUCUCAUAAAAAGCUAUACAAUAAACCUUUUAGUCCGAUUCUAAAAUGGUUUUACUUUUAUAAUAAUCGCACAAACCUAUACAAACAGACGACACGGCGGUGUAUAGGACGAUUGCCAACAGUUCUGACGAGGACCAGCUACCACAGGAUCUCAAUCGGUUAGCAGAGUGGGAGAUGAGCUGGGACAUGUAAUCUCUCUCCUUCAAGUGCCAGACCCUGUCAGUCUCCAGAAGCAGAUCCCCUCUACACAAAACUUACGAAUUGCAUGAUCAUAUUCUUGAGCAAGUUUCACCCUUUAAGCAUUUCUGUGUUACCAUUCACAGAGAGGUCCGCUGGGACGAGCACAUCAAUCUUUCGUGCAACCACGCAAACAAGUGUGAAAGAAAAAGCCGAUAAAGCCUUGUCCGGCCGCUUUUAGGGUACGCAGUUUCAGUCUCAGACCCAUUGACCCAGAAGAGCAUCGACAGGUUGGUGGGGGUCUAGCGACGAGUAGCACGUUUUGUCCUGAACCGCUACAGAAACGCCUCAAUUGUUGGCAGCAUGCUUGAAACACUAGGCUGGUCACCUUUGGAACAACCAUUACGACUAUCCAGGCUCUCCAUGAUGUACAAGAUAAAACAUGGGCUGGUCCACUAGAAACACCAGACUGCGACGAGGCCACGACAGGCAGUUCGGGCUAAUAAAAAUAAAUAACUCAGUAAAGGAGCUCCUUAUUCCUGCAAAAGACAAGGGACUGGGAACAGGCUUCCAAAAGCAAAAGUUGAGGCGACUACACUUGACAUAUUUUCAGCUAUUGCCUCUUGUCUUCCAAUCCAUAGUUCAUAAAACCACUGCUGAUCAGCCCUUCAUCAGUGAAGUAUCCCCUGAAAAUCAUGCACAGUUACAUCACGAACCCCUCUGGAACAUAGGAGCCAGAAUGAUCAAUUCACUUGAUCGUUGGCCCUCAAAAUAUAGAAUAAACAUAACAAAAAUCAAAAUGAGACUGUCGGUGAGAUUCAAAUGAUACUGUCGCAGAGGGUCACAUUAUAGAUAUGAGAAUGGGGAAAACGCGCGGGCCACAUUUACAUUAAACUGUGCUGUCGGGUAGUCGGCCGCAAAACAUUGUCUUGCGGGCCGGAAACGGCCCUCGGGCCUCGAGUUUGAGACCCUGCAUUAAAUGAUAAAAUGUUCAUAAAAUUUAAAAAACAAUUUCCGUACCGUUAUAACUGAAAUUUCUCUAUACAUUUAUAACUAACAUUUCACAUUUUGUUACGUAAUUAGUAUUAGAGGCCAUUGUGUUAUAAACUAAGUUAGUCCUAUAGAUAGCCUUGUUGAAUCAGCAAGAUACCCCUACAAAUGCACUGCAUGUAGCAUUAUUUCAGGCAACAGCAUCACUAAGAAUGUUAUCUGGAGGAAAAAUAAUUAUAGAUUAAAAUUGUAUUAAAUGCCAACAUAUCCGUGUAGCUACGUCAGCUUAAGACUUAAAUGUUACGACCAGAUGUAAUCCUUGAAGAUAAACUGUACUUCGGGCGCAGACAGAGGACUUUGUCGAGGAUUUUCAGCGGCUACUCCUCGAGAUCAUUGCAAAUAUUGCGGAGACAUUUCAUACCAUGUUUUUUCACUCUCAAUUUUUAAAAAAUCUAUUCUUAGACUGUAAACUUAGUUUCAGCGCUGUUUUUGACACCUGUAUCGGGAAAGUUUGUAACCCAUCACCUGUAUCGGGAAAGUUUGUAACCCAUCACCUGUAUCGGGAAAGUUUGUAACCCAUCACCUGUAUUUAGACAGUUUGUAGUCAACACCUGUAUCUGGACAGUUGUUGCUAAAGACUAUUUCAUCACGAACAAUUUGUUAAAGCGCUGACAAGAUGAUGUAAAUGCCAAAUCCCUUUUAUCUUAAUUUGGAACAGGAAAUAUAAAACACCAAUAUUCUGUGGAAUACACAGUAAAACUGGGACUCUAUAAUCGGGUUUAUAAAGUUAACAGAAGAAGCCAUACAACGGUCUUUCAAGACUGAUUUAAUUAAAAGCUAAAAAAAUAAAAAAAAUGUUCUCUAUUAUCUUACAACCUUAAAGACGUCGUCUUUUUAGCUUUUAUCUUAACAAACUUUUCCCAAAAUUUGUUGCCCUAACCAUCCUUAACUGAGCACAUAACUAGUUCACCAUAACAUCUCUAAAUGAGCGUAUAAGUAGUUCACCUAACCUUCCCAAACUGGGCACAAAACUAGUUCACCUUAGCAUCCCUAGCUGAGCACAUAACUAGUUCACCUUACCAUCCCUAACUGAGCACAUAACUAGUUCACCUUACCAUCCCUAACUGAGCACACAACUAGUUCACCUUACCAUCCCUAACUGAGCACAUAACUAGUUCACCUUACCAUCCCUAACUGGGCACAAAACUAGUUCACCUUAGCAUCCCUAGCUGAGCACAUAACUAGUUCACCUUACCAUCCCUAACUGAGCACAUAACUAGUUCACCUUACCAUCCCUAACUGAGCACAUAACUAGUUCACCUUACCAUCCCUAACUGAGCACAUAACUAGUUCACCUGAGCAACCCAAACUGAGAACAUAACAAGCCCACUGUCAAACCGUUGAAUCUGUUGUGUUGUAAUUAUCCACUCAUGGCAAUGAGUGUCUACUUGUCUGGCCAAGUCUCUCACUUGAUCCCACGAACGGUAUAGCUAAUAUCAACAGUUAACAAUAAAACCAUCAACCAACGUUAACAGGUCUGUUGCUAGAUAGGAGUUUAUUUAACACUACUCCAUUAACUAGGGUUGAAGUAUAAUUUCAGAAUUGAUCAUCAAAGCACUCCAACCAAACACGACUCAAUAGACAAACCCAAACAGUUCAUCCAGUAUAUCCGCCAUCAAUCCUCCCAUAACAACAACGAAAACGAACGCGUCAUUUCCCCUUACACAAUUACGUCACAACACUCUCACAUUAACGAUACAGCUACACAUAAAAUCUCUAACUAAACAUUUUUUUCUAUAUCAAACGUGAAAACAAUGAUCAACACAUAACAACAGUGAUUCCCAUACCCUUGACAUCGACCUUACCAUCAAUAACUGAGCAAAUAACUUGAUCACCUUAUCAUGCCUUACGGAACACACUAUAUUUUUUAUUAUGUCUUACACCCGCCCGACAUUUUGGUGCUAAAAAGCCAAAAGAAAAAAAAAACCACUCCAUUCUGGGGUCGCUCAAAUAACUCAAAUUCCAUUUCAUCGUUUCUCAAUACACCAGGGUUUCUCUUAAUACACCAGGAUGACUCUUAAUACGUGAAGAUGUCUCUUAAUACACCAUGAUUCUUUUAAUACACGAAGAUGUCUCUUAAUACAUUAGCAAGUCUUUUAUACCUGGGAGUUAAUUUUUUAUAACAAAGCUUACUAAAAUGACAAAAAAUUACAGUAAUGCCAAUGUUACGCACUGUCUCCUCUUGUGAGAAAUUAAUCUCUUGUUUUAAUUUAUGGCUCGUUCAAACAGUGCCUAACAAAGGACGAUACCAUAGAGAAAUACCAUAACAAAAUUACGACACCCAAAACAGUUGCCAAGUACAAUUAAUAAGAUUUAAUUUAGUAAUAAUACAAUUACAAAACAAAAGAAAAAUAAUUACAAAUCAUCAACUUACAGAGUAUGGGAAAAAUCUUGUACCGGUACACAAUUAUUACAAUGUGCCAAUUAAUAAUGAUGAAUGAUGAAUGCGAAUAAACACAUAUAAGAACACAAAGAAUAAUUCAUGUCUCGUGAAGUUAAAAAUAUCUAUCAAUCUCCGUCUCUCUCUGUGCCUGUCAAUCCCUUAUAUAUGUGGGUCUACCGACGCGUCUACAAACGCCUUUACUUUUCUAAUACAAUCGAGAACGUUCCCUAAGAUACUAGUAGACCUACUAAUCAUGUUUAAUUGGAAGUCGGUAGUAAACACGAUACAUCAAAGACUAAGCAACGCCCACAACAAACGCUACCGUCUGCUAGGAAUCUAAUGUGGGGUGAAACAAAGUUCAAGCACGGGAAAAAAAGUUUACGACAUAACAACAACAUAGAUGUAUAGAAAUAAGUGUAAAUAAUAACAGUAAAAGUUGUUCAAUUUAAAAGAAGCUUUCUGCGUAACAUGUCACCUCAUCCUUGUAAGCGUACACACAAAGGGGUGGAUGGACAAAUACCCGGGGGGGGGGGUAGACACAGAAUAAAGUGAUAAAAAAACACGGGGAGGGAUUUAUAAACACAUUGACGAAUGGACAAUCACAAUGGUCGAUUGACAAACACAGGAGUGGAUGCACAAACACAGGGGUGGAUGGAAAACAAACUGGGAUGGCUGGACAAACACAGAGAUGGAUGGACACACACUGGGAUGGAAGGAAAAAGUCAAGGAUUGAUGGACAAAUAAAGGGAUAGAUAGAAAACACAGAGAUUGGUGUACAAACACAUUGAUGGAUGGACAAACACAAGGAUGGAUGGACAAACACAAGGAUGGAUGGACAAACACAUGGAUUUAUGGAAAAAUAAAAGGAUUGAUGGACAAAUAAAUGGAUGGACGGACAAACACACAGAUAAAUGGACAGAGAGAUGGAUGGAAAAAUACUUGGAUUGAUGUGCAAACACAAGGAUGGGUGAACACACAGAGAUUACAAACACAGGAAUGGAUGAUCAAACACAGAGAUUGAAGGACAAAUAAAGCGAUGGAUGCUAUUACGUACUGUUAUCAGUGUUGGAUAAAUUAAUCUCUUAUUUAAUUAAAUGCCUCGUUCUAAAACAGUACACAACAAAUAACGAUACCAUCAAUUCAGCACAAUAAAAAAUAAUACGACACUCAAAGCAGGGCUAAUUACAAAUAAUAAUUUUUAUUAAGAAAUAAAAAUAAAUUACAAAAUAUAAAUAAAUAUUAUUAAAGCUAUUGACGUACAGCGUACUGUUUUUAUAGUACCGGUACAAAGUUGAGGACAAUAAAAUGUUCAAAAAGGUACAACGAUGAAUAUGAAUCCAAACAUAUUCAAUAAAAACAGCUCCAUCAAGAAUAAUACACUCUCAAAAUAACUCUCGUCUGUCGUCCCAUAAAGUAAAAAUAUCUCGUGAUAAUGCUCGUUCAAAAAUCGAUGGUGUCCCUUUUUAUAGUCUGUUUUACUGAUGUCUCUAGAACCGCCUUAAGCACUGUGUUCCUUUCCAGUUUCCUCCAGAUUCUUCUACCGAAUUCUAAUAGAUAAAGACUAUUAAAUUUAUAUAGGUGUAACACACAUAUGCUCUGACAUCAUUAUCAUUGUAACUUAUUUCUCAUGCUGUGGGUUAUGUCAGUAGCAUGGUUACUUGUUUUAAGUUAGCAAUUCAGGAUGCCGGCUAAGACUUCAUCGUUCUUCCUCUUGUUAUCCAGGCACGCAAAUAAGAAUACUGAAUCCUGGUUAAACUUACAGUACUUUAUUGAAUCACAGUUUACACAAAUAAUAAUAAUAAUCCUUGCAUGAAUGUAAUCAUUUCACAUAUAUCUAUAUAAUAUUCCAUCACUCAGAAAGACACGUCCUCACACUGCCAUAACUCAGUUCAACUCUACUACAUCUCAACUCUAACUCAACUCCGACUAACUCUGACUCUUCUUCUUUCAAUCAACUCAACUGCACCUUUUAUCACCAGCAAAGCGUGAAAACGACCGCUUUGACAAAAACACAAUUUACUCUCCGAAAACGUGGAGCUCACAUUUGAAUCUCAAAAAUACAAUACACUGUCCUCGUGGAAAAACAUGGUCAACACUAUUCACUGUUCACUCAUGCUACCUCUCUGUUUUCAUGUGAAAACAUAGUCCGUUACAAUAGGUCAAGACACUUUUUAGCUAGCCACACCCCACACCUUAAUUGCGGUUUUUAGCUUGCUUGGUCUGCUAGAGUUCACAGCACUGGGAAAAAUGACGUAAACAAGUCGUCUACAAAACAAUGGAAAAACACAGGGAGUGUUGAGAAAACACAAGGAUGUGUAUGCUUCCUUAAGGGCAAACUGAACAUGCUCAGACUUUGCGUGCCUAAUUUCUUGCUCAUACUCAUACAUGUUCUUUGCUUUCGGAAACUUUUUUUUUUUAAUUUAACUACCACUUCUUCUCCCACGCUUUUCAGCUAUACGCCUAAGAAGCUUGGGUUUCCGAAUAGUGGGGAAACACAAGGAUGGAUGGAAAAUCACAAAGAGGCAUGUACAAGCACAAGGAUUAAUGGACACACAGUGAUGGGUGGACAAAUAUAAGGAUGGAUGGACAACACAAGUUUGGAUGGACAAACACAGAGCUGGACUGAUAAAUGAAGGGAUGGAUUGACAAAUAAUGGGAUGUAUGGUCAAACACAUGAAGGAUGUACAAACACAGUGAUGGAUGUACAAACACAGAGAUGGAUGUACAAUCACAGAUAUGAAUGUACAAACACAGGGAUGGAUGUACAAACACAGGGAUGGAUGUACAAACACAGGGAUGAAUGUACAAACACAGAGAUGGAUGUACAAACACAGGGAUGGAUGUACAAACACAGGGAUGGAUCUACAAACACAGAGAUGGAUGUACAAACACAGGGAUGGAUGUACAAACACAGGGAUGGAUGUAAAAAAACAUAGAUGGAUGAUGUACAAACACAGGGAUGGAUGUACAAACACAGGGAUGAAUGUACAAACACAGAGAUGGAUGUACAAACACAGGGAUGGAUGUACAAACACAGGGAUGGAUGUAUAAACACAGAGAUGGAUAUACAAACACAGGGAUGGAUGUACAAACACAGGGAUGGAUGUAAAAAAACAUAGAUGGAUGAUGUACAAACACAGAGAUGGAUAUAGAAACACAGGGAUGGAUAUACAAACACAGGGAUGGAUAUACAAACACAGAUAUGGAUAUAAAAACACAGAGAUGGAUGAUGUACAGCACAGGGAUGGAUAUACAAACACAGAGAUGGAUUAUGUAUAAACACAGAGAUGGAUAUAGAAACACAGGGAUGGAUUUACAAACACAGAGAUGGAUAUACAAACACAGGGAUGAUAUACAAACACAGAGAUGGAUAUACACACAAAGGGAUGAGUGGAUACUCUGACAAAAAACGGCCGAAAUUUCACUCAACAAACUUAAAGUUUUCCCAACAUCCAUUCGUUGGAGCGUACGCCAAACUUUGGGGCAUAUUUCAAAUAUUGGUGCAUACGCCAGAUAUUAGGGCAUACGUCAUAUAUUUGGGCAUACUUGAGAUUUUUCGGCAUAGGUCACAUAUUUGGACAUACUUCAGAUUUUGGGGCAUUCGCCAGAUAUUAGAGCAUGCGUCCGAUAUUGGGACAUACGUUAGAUAUUGGGGCUUACGUCAUAUAUUAGGGAAGCGGUUCACAACCUGUGGGUCGCGACCACUUUGGAGGUCACAUGACCCUUUCCUAGGGGGGUCACCUAAGAACAUCUGAAAACACUUUUACUAACAGCUACGACGUAGCAACGAAAGUAAUUGUGCGGCUGGGGGUCGCCUCGACAAGAGAAACUGUCUUAAAGGGUCGCGGCAUUAGGCUGAGAACCACUGUGUUAGGGCAUACGUCAGAUAUUAGGGCAUACGUCAUAUAUUGGGGCAUAAUCCAGACUUUUGGGCACAGGUCAGAUAUUUGGGCAUACUUCAGAUAUUGAGGCAUAUUACAGAUAUUAAGGGCAUACGUCCGAUAUUGGGACAUAUGCCAGAUAUUGGGAUAAACGGCAGAUAUUGGGGCAUUCGUCAGAUAUCUAGGCUUAAGUCAAAUAAUUGGGAAUACGUCAGAUAUUGGGCAUACGCCAAAUAAUUGGGCAUAUGUCAUAUAUUGGGGCAUACGCCACAUAAUUGGGCAUAUGACAGAUAUUGGGACAUACGCCAAAUAAUGGGGCAUACGUCAGAUAAUGAGGCAUACGUCAAAUAAUAGGGCAUAAGUCAGAUAUUGGGGCAUACGCCAAAUAAUUGGGCAUAUGUCAGAUAUUGGGGCAUACGUCAGAUAAUGGGGCAUACGUCAGAUUUUGAUUGACACGCUAUAUAUUAAGAAACACUACGCUAAUCUGUAUGUAUUUUCUUCUCUUUAGCGCAGAUCUUGUCAACGAAAGGAAUACGUUACAUGUAACAUUAUUACAACUACGCCCACAACUUUGCCGAGAGCUCAUGCAAGUACGUCUCUUAAUUUUUUUACAGUUACUAUUUUAAAUGUUAUUUUUAUAUUCAGGAUUUUUCUGUGCGUACAAUUGAUUUGGAAAUAAGAUGGGCAAUAAAACACAGUCAAUUAAGAUGUUCAAUCAAAGAGUGUCAACAAGAAGCUCAAUACAAGACUUUUAUAUAAGAUGCUAUAAUAAAAUAAUUACAAAACACAGUCAAUUAAGAUGUUCAAUCAAAGAGUGUCAACAAGAAGCUCAAUACAAGACUUUUAUAUAAGAUGGUAUAAUAAAAUAAUUACAAAACACAGUCAAUUAAGAUGUUCAACCAAAGAGUGUCAACAAGAAGCUCAAUACAAGACUUUUAUAUAAGAUGCUAUAAUAAAAUAAUUACAAAACACAGUCAAUUAAGAUGUUCAAUCAAAGAGUGUCAACAAGAAGCUCAAUACAAGACUUUUAUAUAAGAUGCUAUAAUAAAAUAAUUACAAAACACAGUCAAUUAAGAUGUUCAAUCAAAGGGUGUCAACGAGAAGCUCAAUACAAGACUUUUAUAUAAGAUGCUAUAAUAAAAUAAUCACAAAACACAGUCAAUUAAGAUGUUCAAUCAAAGGGUGUCAACGAGAAGCUCAAUACAAGACGUUUAUAUAAGAUGCUAUCAUAAAAUAAUAAGAGAACACGGUCAAUUAAGAUGUUCCAUAAAACACAGUAACAGAAGUUACAUAAAUCUUAGACCAAUAAGAUGUUCCAUAAACACUGUCAAUUAAGAUAUUCUAUAAACCAAAGUCAAACAAAUUGUUCCACAGAACCCAGUGAAAGAAAAAAAAUUGACAAAGACUACAGUCAAAUAAAAUUUUCCAUAAAACACAGUCAAAUAAAAUGUUCCAUAAUACAAAAUGAAAAAAACCAAACAUGUUCUAUUACACACAGUCACAUGAGAUGUUCCAUAUAUCUCCUUCAAACAAAAUGUUUCAUAAAACAGAGUCAAAUAAGGUGUCACACAAAUACUGCCAAAAAGAUAUUUCAUAAAGCAAGGUCAAUAUGUUGUACAAUAGAACACAUUUAAAUAAGGUUUACAUAGAACAUAGCAAAAUAAGAUGUGCAAUUUAACACUGUCAAGAAAAAAAAACAUGUUUCAUAAAACAAAGUAAAAAACAUAUUCCUAAAAAAUUCAAACAAGUUGUUCCAUUAAAAACAGUUAAAAUAUGUUCAGUUAAACACUGUCAAAUAAGAUGUUCCAGAAAAAAAAACACACAAUCAAAUAAGAUUUUACAUGAAAAAUAUAUAUAUAUGUUCCUUAAAACACAAUCAAAUAAGAUUUUCCAUAAACACAAUCAAAUAAGAUUGCACCAAAAAGCACACUCAGAUUCUAUAUUUUUUGAAAAUAUGUCAAAUAAGAUGUUCCAUAAAAUACAUUUAAAUAAGAUUUCCAUAUAGUCAAAUAAUAGAUGUCCAUUUAACACUGUCAAAAAAGAUAUUCCAUUAAACACAUUGCAAUAAUGGUACGUGACGUUUUGGCGCCGCCACUUUGGCGCAUGUCAUUUUGGCGCACAGAUGGCCUAAGCCAUUAUUUACCGUUUUUGCCUAAUCAUGCGUGCGCUUCACAUUUAUAAAAGUGCAAGAGUCUUCUAGACUAAAAUCAUUAGUUAAGUAGAGUUUCAAAAAUAUAUCACAUAUUACAAUUCUGUUAAACCGGUGAAAUGGAAAAUGCUACAUCGAAGCGUGGUCAAGAAAAGUUGCAUCACGAAGGAUACUAUUAUGUGUUCGGGGUAAUAAGGGGAGAGACUGCAAUCAGGUUAGUACAAAAUAAAAUGAGUAAAACAGAGUAAGGUUAAACCUGAAAAAAUAAACGCAACAAAACAGCGAACGUGUCGGCAGAAAGCCUCCGUCAGCGAACAAAACAACAGAAAAAAACGGUAUAAAAAAAUAAAAAUAACAAAUAGCACUUAGCUGGUAAGUAGCAUCUGUGGGCAGCAAUAGAGGUGUGCGUUUAUUUUUUCAGGUUUAAACCUACUCUGUUUUACUCAUUUUAUUUAGUUAUGUGUUCGAUAAGUUUAGUGCAGACCAUUCCAAGAAGUUCUGGCGAUAUAUAUUUUGCAUUCUCUUUAUUAAAAGUUUAUAAACGUUAAGUUAAAUAAAAGUUAUUUUUAAAUGGCGCCAAAAUGUCCUGCACCAAAAUGUCCUGCGCCAAAAUGUCCUGUGCCAAAACGGCGGCGCCAAAAAGUCCUGCUGUGGUCAAAUAAGGUGUUCUGUAAAACAGAGUAAAAUAAGAUGAUUCAUAAUAUCCAGUCAUAAAACAAAUAAAACAGAAUCAAUUUAGGUGUUCCACGAAACCCAUUUAAACUGAAUGUUUAGUAAAACAAAAUAAAUAAGAUUGUCAAAAAUAUUUUCAAAUAGGAUUUUCCACAAAAGACUGUGUAACAGGAAUACAGUCAAAUAAGAGAUUCCAGAAACCAAGGUCAAAUAAUAUAUUCCUACAACUCAGGACAAAUACAAUUUUACAUAGAAUACAGUCCAACUAAAUAUUCUAUAAAACAUAAUCAAAUAAAAUUUAAAAAAAAAAAAAAAAAAAAAAAAAAAAAAAAAAAAAAAAAAAAAAAAAAAAAAAAAAAAAAAAAAAAAAAAAAAAAAAAAAAAAAAAAAAAAAAAAAAAAAAAAAAAAAAAAAAAAAAAAAAAAAAAAAAAAUUUAAAAAAAAAAAAAACAAAAAAAAAAAAAAAAAAAAAAAAAAAAAAAAAAAAAAAAAAAAAAAAAAAAAAAAAAAAAGAAAAAGACAGUAAAAUAAGAUGUUCCAUAAAAAGUCAAAUAGAACACAGUAAAAAAAGAUGUUCCACAAAAGAAAGUAAAAAAAAAAGUUCCAUUAAACACAGCCAAAUACAAUAUAAUAUAAAAUCAGUCUAAUAGUAAAACGGUCACAAAAGAUAUUCUAUAAACCAAGUUCAAAAAGAUGUUCCAUAAAACACAGUCAAAAGAGAUUUCCAUAAACACAGUCAAAUAAGAUGUGUGAUUUAACACUGUCGAAUAAGUUAUUUAAAAAAACAUAGACAAAUAAGAUUUUUCAUAAAACACAAUCACAUUAGAUGUUCCAUUAAACACUGUCAAAUAAGAUGUUCUAUAAAACACAGUGAAAAAAAAAUAUGUUUCAUAAAAUUCACUCAAUUAAGAUGUUCCAUAAAACACACAAAAACCCCACACAUUUCAAUACAACACACUUAAAUAAGAUGUUACAUAAAACACAGUUGAAAUAAGAUUUUCAAUAAAACACAAUCACAUAAGAUGUUCCAUGAAAUAAAUUAAAAUAUAUAUUUGUUAAAACACAGUCAAAUAAGAUAUUCCAUACAUUAAGUUCAAAAAGAUGUUUCGAACAAAAAUUAAAAUAGCUGAUUAAAUAAAACAGAAUCACAUAAGAGAAUCCAUUGAACACAGACAAAAAUAAGGUGUUAUAUAAACACUGUCAAAUCCACGGAAAUCUGUCAAAUAAUAUGUUUAAUAAACCAAGGUCAAGUAAGGUGUUACAUAGAACACAGUCAAAUAAGAAGUUCUAUUAAACAAAGUCAAAUUAGACUGUAAACAAAACAAAUUCAAAUAAGUCAAAUAAGAUGUUCCAUAAAACACUGUCUAAUAGGAACACAGCCAAAUAAGAUGUUCCAUAAAACAUUGUCCUUUAUAGAACAUCUUAUACUUCAAAUAAGGUAUUCCAUAAAUCACGGUCAAAUAAGAUUAGGUGUUACACAAAAAAGCCAAAUCAAAUGUUAAAUAAAACACAGUCAUUUAGAAUGCGUCAAAACACAUUCAAAUUUGAGGUUGAGUACAACACUGCGAAUUAGGAUGUUCUAUAAAAGACUAUCCAAUAAGUAUUUCUAUCAACCAAUGUCAAAUAAGAUGUAUAAAAACAUUGUAAAAUAAGAUUUCCAUAGAACAGGGUAAAAAAGUUGUGCCAUUUAACACUUUCAAAUAAGAUAUUCCAUAUAACACUUUCAAAUUAUAUGUUCCAUAAACACAGUCCAACCUAUGGAAAUCUAUACAGCCAAAUAAGAUAUUCUAUAAACAGUCAAAUAAGUUCUUCCAUAAAACCCUGCCAAAUAAGAUGUUCCAUAAAACAUGUUACAUGGCUAAUAGUUCAGCUUGUCUCAUGUGCUUGGGGGCACCCGUAAAUACAUGUUUUCAAGGCAGGUCUCUGGGACACUGUCUCAUCUGUCUGAUCACAAGAUCGGCAGUUUUAUUCACUCCUGUCGUCCAAUCUAUGGAGGUAGCUGCGCGUCGCGCAAUUGCCUGUUCUCACCUAGGUGAUGAGGCACUGGUAGCCUCGCUUUAGUUUCCCGCAGGGGUCGCUCUCGCUUGGUCACGGCAUCUUCGGUAGACCUUUCGUCCAGUCUCUUCUGCGGCCCAAUCGCUUUGCCACUUUUUACAAAAGAGGUCUUACAACUAAGCUGUGACUACCAGCUGAGUCAUGGGUUUGUCAGAAAGGGCCGCGCCUUCUUUGACCAUGAAGUCCGGCCUGUCGUGCUGUGUGACCUCAACGUGCCCAGUGAUAAACUGCAGGAUUACUUUGCCGCCUUUAGCAUGGAUGUUACCUAAUGUCUCCAGAAUGGCGUUUACUAGCGUGGUCUCCGUAGAGACCAUCCCCACAUGAUCGAGAGACGAGAGUGAGUCGCCAAAGACCACGAUGUUCGGAAUGCGCUUUUCCUCUUUGCUAUACGUUGGUGAAAUCUCUAUAGAGCGAACAGCAUUGCCUCGAAUUCCGCAUAGAGGCUGGUUCUGUUUUUCCCACUGGGUCUAAAUAUUUCAUUCGGAGGAGCUAUCUCUUUGGGAUACUGAAUUAGACCACCAUAGUCACUGCGUUCUUCAUUAGCGAAGCAUAAGUCUUCUGUGAAGACUUUUUCCAGGCUGUCCAAAAUGUUCCAUACAGCACAGUCAAAUUAGAUGUUCCAUACAACACAGGCAAUAAGAUUUUCCAUAAAACACUGUCAAUGUGGUAUGUUUAGGAAAGCUUCCCAAUACAUGUUCAAAUAUAUUCUUAACAAGCCCGUGGUCUCAAACCUUCUAAUAAUAUUUGUAAUCUUAAGUAGUUUUGUAUAUUUUACAAUCUGAGCCGAGUCUUGCAGGAACGAGUGGGAAAGUAACCAUGUAAUUUUUUCUUCUAAGAAAUAAAGAUCCUUUUUAAUUAUUUCAAAGUAAAAAAAAAGUUGAAAUGGGAUGGUUUCCCACACGUUUCAUCCAGGACUUGGCCCCCUACUUGCUAUCAAAAAUUAAACCCCCAAAAGACAGACUUCCUAAAAUUAAUUGAACAAUGAACGCUUGCAUGAAAAGCCCACCACUGUUCCCUUAUACAACAUCACCACAAAACAUUCACUAACCCACCCACUCACUCAUCAAACUGUCCAUCCAUUCUCCCUUCUAAUCUAUCUAUCUAUCUAUCUAUCCAUCCAUCCAUCCAUCCAUCCAUCCAUCCAUCCAUCCAUCCAUCCAUCCAUCCAUCCAUCCAUCCAUCCAUCCAUCCAUCCAUCCAUCCAUCCAUCCAUCCAUCCCAUCCAUCCAUCCAUCCAUCCAUCCAUCAUCCAUCCAUCCAUCCAUCCAUCCAACCAUCCAUCCAUCCAUCCAUCCAUCCAUCCAUCCAUCCAUCCAUCCAUCCAUCCAUCCAUCCAUCCAUCUAAUCUAUCUAAUCUAUCUAUCCAUCUGUCUGUCUGUCCGUCUGUCUGUCCGUCUGUCUGUCUGUCCGUCUGUCCGACAGUCUGUCUGUCCGUCUGUCUGUCUGUCCGUCUGUCUGUCUGUCCGUCUGUCCGACUGUCUGUCUGUCCGUCUGUCUGUCUGUCCAUCUGUCCAUCUGUCCGGCAGUCCGUCCGCCCGUCCGCAGGCCCGUCCGUCCGCCCGCCCGCCCGCCCGCUUGCCUGCCUGCCUGUCUGCCUGCCUACCUACCUAUCUAUCUGUCUAUCUGUCUAUACCUACCUACCUACCUACCUACCUACCUACCUAUCUAUCUGUCUAUCUGUCUGUCUGUCUGUCUAUCUGUCUAUCUGUCUACCUGUGUAGCUGUCUACCGGUCUACCGUUCUACCGGCCUAUCCGUCUACCCAUCCACCCGUCUACCCAUCCACCCGUCUACCCGUCUAUCCGUCUAUCCGUCUGUCCGUCUAUCUUUCUUUCUUUCCUUCUUUCCUUCUUUCUUUCUUUCUUUCUUUCUUUCUUUCUUUCUUUCUUUCUUUCUUUCUUUCUUUCUUUCUUUCUUUCUUUCUUUCUUUCUUUCUUUCUUUCUUUCUUUCGUUCUUUCUACCUACCUUAAAAGCUAGCUAGUUAGCUACAUUAUUUACGUGUAUUAUAAUUCUCUGGCUGACUUCUUCGUUGUAUCCUUCCUAUUAAAACCAUUUAUUCCCGAAACGUUAGAUAUUUGAUAUUUUUUUCUCAGAACCAACCCCACUCCCCCCACCCCCAGGUAAUUUUUGUAUUCUUAUCUUUAAAAAAAACAACUUUUAUCCAUAUUUAAAGGGUGCCAAGCGGACGCCGACUUCCGGAAUGCACAUUUCCAAUCGCCUAUGCUGUUCAAUGACAAACCCUACUACCUCUCCAAAAAACCUUUCAACGACGACACAACGUCCGCAGCGAAUUGUAAAAAAUUAUGCUCCAGACUGGCUGUAGUGGAUGGUCUCGAGGAAGAGAAUUUCGUUCGGAGAUUGAUCGACACCAAAGGAGUUUUAUGUAUUCUGAUAGAGGGCAAUGACAAGGAAAAACUAUGGGAAUGGGUCAGCGCUGUAACACUAGAACCUUUGAACUACAUCCGCUGGGCUGGUGGUCAACCGAACGGCGGCGACCAACGCUGUUUGUUCUACGAGAGGGGUUUCAAUGGAAUGCUGGACAUGCCCUGCACAAGAACAAAAUGGGAUUGCCAUUACCUGUGUGAACGUUAGUGACAUCAAUGAAACGACGUAAUAAAUGCUUUAAAAAGAAAAUCAAGAUACAAGUCUUUUUCGUGUUUAUUCAUAUUUUCAACGAAACAUUUAUUGCAAAUCUCAAAAACUUAGGGAUUUAUAUGGAACUAUUAUAUGUGUUAGGGGGAG
Lymnaea stagnalis (great pond snail) is the source of this 30701-nucleotide messenger RNA. NCBI's taxonomy places the organism in Eukaryota, Metazoa, Mollusca, Gastropoda, Lymnaeidae. The record is from the annotation of a GenBank genome assembly.